Molecule: messenger RNA, 2946 nt
Organism: Yamadazyma jaroonii
Lineage: Eukaryota; Fungi; Ascomycota; Pichiomycetes; Serinales; Debaryomycetaceae
Source: the annotation of a GenBank genome assembly
AUGGACUUGAAUGUUGAUAAUUUAUUGAAUAUUCUUAGUCUAGCUAAUGAAUCCGAAAGAAAUAGUCGGCAGCAGGAAGCAGAAAAUCAAUUGAAAACUUGGGAAGUUGUUCCAGGGUAUCAUUACUAUUUACAAUCCAUCUAUUUGAAUUUGGAGUUACCUCUACAAAUUAGAUGGUUGGCCAUAAUAUGUUUCAAGAACGGGGUAGAAAAAUAUUGGAGAAGCUCUAGGACCAAUGCAAUAAGUAAAGAUGAAAAGUCCAAGAUUAAGUCUAGAUUAUUUUCCUUACUCCAUGAGAAGAACAACCAAUUAAUGAUUCAGCAUGCUCAUUCAAUAGGUAAAAUCGUAAGGUUUGAAUUUCCUACAGAAUGGCCAAAUUUGUUUGAAGAGAUUGAAAGAAGUUUGCAUAAUUUUGUGUUUGUCAAUCAGGAUUUGAGUUCUGUGAAUAAUCUUUUGAUUAUUUUGAAUCAAAUCAUAAAGACUUUAUCGUCUGUGAGAAUAGGUAGAGCAAGACAUGCCAUGCAAAGCAAAUCACCACUUAUAGUUCCAUUAUUGAUCAAACUAUAUGUCAAAUUUUUUCAACAAUGGACAAAUAAUCUUGAUCUAGCAUUAAUGGAAGUUUGUUAUCUAUGUCUUAAAAAUUUAAGAAGAAUAAUUCCUGAAGGUUUUGAACAGCCAGAAACAAAUCAUGAUGUUACAGAAUUUUUGAAAGUAAGUGUUGACCAUCUCCGAGGCUUGAUAAAUGAACACAGUAGGUAUUCAUCGGAUUUGAUAGAACGAUAUGCUAAAUGUUACAGCAAGCUAUAUUUCAAUUUGAUCAGUAUAAAUCCAACGAGCUUUAUUUUACUUCCUUGUUGUGAGACCAUUCUCUCCUACUACAUGAAUUAUUUGCAAGAAAACGCAGAGAGAAUAUAUCAAAGUAACGAAGAAAAUGACUUUUGGGAGAUCAUUGCCCUCAAAGGGUUCUUAAUAUUGAAAAAAGUCAUCAAUUAUACUUUUAAACAGGGAUCAAUAACUUUGAAACAACCUAAAAGUAAACAGGAAAUAGAAAUUGCAUUGAAGAAGCUCGCUUCUGGUUUUUUCAACAAAGGCUUAAUUGAGAAACUUUGUGACCUUAUAAUCAAUUGGUAUCUUCCUAUCAAACCAAAUGACUUGGAAAAUUGGUCUUUGGAACCAGAAGAAUGGUGCAAUGAAGAAUUCCAAUCCAGUUGGGAAUAUCAAAUCAGACCUUGUGCAGAAAAUUUCUUCCAAGAUUUGGUCAAAUUUUUCAAAGACGAUUUAUCAAAUUAUAUCUUAAACAAAAUCUCGAAUAACUUAAACGAUGGCAAUAUAUUGAUUCAAGAUUCGAUAUUGUGUACUUUCCAACUUUCGGCAGAUUCUAUUAGUGACAAGGUUAAUUUCAACCAGUUAUUGAAUGAUGUCUUUGUUCCUCUUGGUUCAAAGAAUGACAAACUAGAGCAGAAAAUCUUGAAAAGAAGAAUUUGUUUGAUAAUUAAUGAAUGGGUAGUUAUAAAUUGUUCUAAUGAGAGUAGGAUCUUGAUAUAUAAAUUUUUAAGCACAUUAUUGGUUGGUGAAAAUAAGAUAAAUGACCAGGUAGUCAAGUUAAACGCCAUACAAUGUUUGAAAACUAUUAUCAAUGAUUGGGAUUUUAACAAAAAAGAUUUUGGUCCCUUUUUAACUGAAUUCAUAACCAGAUUUAUUGAGAUUCUUGAUGAAAUGACCUUCACUGAAUCUAAGCUAUACAUCUUAAAUACCUUGGCCAUUGUUAUUGAAAGAUGCAAUCCUUUGAUUAACUACGAGACCUUGAUAAGACUUCUCGCCAUCAUUCCUAAAUACUGGGAAGUUUCCAAUUCCAAUGAUAACGAAGUCAUCUUGAAAACGUCAUUGAUAAGAAUAUUGAAGAAUUUGAUCAUCUCCUUGAAUGAAAACUCUCCUGAAACUUAUUCCAUUUGUAUUCCCUUGAUUAAGUCAUGUUGUAGUGAAAACUCAGACUAUCAACUUUUGUCUGAAGACGGUUAUGAAUUGUGGUUAUCGAUGUUACAGUUCUGUCCCAACCAACAUAAAGAACAUGUCGAAAUUAUACAAUUAUUCGAAUUGAUCAAAUUUGGUUUACUCAAUUCAACGGAGGUUUUACCUUUGAUUUUGUCCAUCAUAAGAAGUUAUUCUUUAUUAUCUCCUGAAGUGUUCCAAAUACAUUCAAUAAAUGAAAUUUUCAAGGUUUUGUCUGGUUAUUUGAAUAGUAUGAGAGAUGAUGCUUUUAAUGUUUUUAUAUCAUUGAUGGACAUUUUGAUUUUAAAAUUGUAUAAUGACGAAGUGUUUUUAACAAGUUUGGUUGAUAGUGGGUUGUUCAAUUGCAUGUUAUCUUAUGUUCUUGAUGAAAGCAACUCAAUAGUCUGCAUCAACAAGUUAUUGUUGAUUUUAUCAAGAUUGGCUUUUGCCAAUAACGAAAUAUUCUUGAAAAUGUUGAAUUAUUUAUCUAAUGACAUCAACAGCUUCUUGAAACAUUGGACAGAAUAUUAUGUGAAUAAUGGAAACCCAAGAAAUAAGAAAAUUAAUUUACUUGGUUUAUUGUCAUUAUUAAAGAUUACUAUACCAAUAAAAGAGCAAAACUUCAUAUCCAUUUUCCCUGAUGUUAUCAAGAAGACCUUUCUAUUCUUAGAGGAAGUGAAGGAAACUGAUGGAAAAGUAGAUGCUUAUAAUCUGGAUUUUAUCUACGAAGAUAUAGAUGAUUAUAGAUAUUUGGAUCCCGAUAUCAAAGAGAAUGGGGAGAAGACACGUUACGUUGAAUUGCUCGAUCAGGCAGACCCUGUUUUUAAAGUUCAGCUUGAUAAAUUCCUAAUCGAGGUGAUACACAGUUUUAAAUCAACCUUAGCGAACGACGAGUUUGACCAAUUGAUGAAUAUGAAUGAGGAAUACUCAAUCGAACAGUUACAAAAAAUUAUGUAA